Messenger RNA from Paramecium tetraurelia, 1140 nucleotides. RefSeq lists its product as uncharacterized. Gene Ontology annotation, cellular component: cytoplasm. Gene Ontology annotation, biological process: protein transport. Lineage: Eukaryota; Ciliophora; Oligohymenophorea; Peniculida; Parameciidae. The transcript has 4 exons. The record is from RefSeq and is a predicted model, not a curated record.
AUGGGUAACUCUUAGAGGAAGUCUGACUAUGGGGACAUUGCAAUAAGAACAGAAUAGCCUUUUUAUUUUGCAGGUGACUUGGCUAGAGGUAAUAUAUAUUUGAACAUUUGCAAAACAGGCUAUAAAGGAAAUAUCAUUGAAUUUACAAUUGUAGGAAAAGAGAAAACUGAAUGGGAUGAGGGAAGUGGUGACGAGCAAAGAACUUAUAGAGGGAAAAACAAAUUCUAUUCUUAAUCAAUUCCCAUUUACACAUUCUAAAAUUAAAUAGCUGAAAUUGGGUAAUAUGUUUUUCCUUUUCAAUUUUAACUACAUCCUUAAAUUCCUGGAUCGUUUGAUUAUAAAGGGCUUCAUGAUAGUGGCUAUAUAACCUACAAAGUUAAAGCAAAAUUUAAAUCAUCAGAACCAAAUAAACCAAGCAUUAGAAACAAAUAGGAAUUCCUAGUUAGAGAACCAAUUAAAUAAGAGGUGAUUGGGUAGCAGUAAGAAAGAAUGAAUAACAUUUAUGUUUGUUGUUGUAUUAAUAAAGGGACCUCGAGAGUAAAGAGUUUCUGUGAUAAGAAUCAUUAUCUGCAAGGAGAUACUGCUAAAUUGACUCUUGAGAUAGAUAAUUCGAAUUGCAAUUUGAACAUUGAAUAUUUUGAUAUUGAAUUGUUAAAAGAGUUGAUAUUAAGGGCAAAUGCUAAUUCACAUAAAUAUACACAAAGGAUACUAACUUAAAGAAUUCCAGGAAUUUAAGCUGGAUUUAAGCAAAUUGGAUCCGAAAGCAGAAUUAUUGAAAUAAUUCUGAUGAAUCAAAAAAGACCUUAACUUGUAUUAACUCCGACAACUAAUGGCAAAAUUGUGAAUCAAUAAUAUUAUCUAAAGAUUUCUCCUAAAUUUUAAGGUUGUAUUUGUUGUUCGGCAAUACCAGUUAUAUAGUUCUAGAUAGUAAUGUUGUAUCUAAUUCCGCCUGAUUACAUUUAACCACUUCAGUAACCCUCUGAUUGGAAUCCUUAAACAUUUGAUCCUGUUUUGAUAAAAUUUGAUCAGUAGCAUUAGAUGAACAUUACAAAUAAUAUGUAAUAAAAUGGUCCUUUUAUGAAUAAAUAGUGAUUCAAGUUUAAAAUAAAUAAUUUAUAUGAUAAAAAUAGUUUAUACUCA